AUGGCCUCAAAAAUAACUGAAGCUGCACUUUCAAAAGCUGAGACGAUAUCUCUUCGAAACAAACACAUUGGGUCAUCCUGUCAGCUGUUUUUCAGAUCAAACCCACUGAAGAUUGUAAAGGGGAGGGGGCAGUACCUGUUUGAUGAGAAGGGGGAUCAGUACCUGGAUUGCAUAAAUAAUGUGGCCCAUGUUGGCCACUCACAUGCAGCUGUUGUGGAAGCAGGGAGCAAGCAGAUGGCAGAACUGAACACGAACAAUCGAUUCCUUCACGAUAACAUCGUAAGACUUGCACAAAAACUAGUCUCCACAUUACCAUCCAAACUAUCUGUCUGUUUUUUUGUUAAUUCCGGGUCAGAAGCAAAUGACUUGGCUCUGCGAUUGGCUCGAGCACACACAAGAAACAAGGAUGCUAUUGUCCUUGAUCAUGCAUACCAUGGCCAUGUCAUCAGCGCAAUGGAUUUGAGUCCGUACAAAUUCAAUCACAAGGGAGUCAAGAAAUCCUGGGUCCAUGUUGUACCCACCCCAGACGUCUACAGAGGCAAAUACACCGACCAAUCACAUCCCGACUACGAUUUGGGCAAAUUGUACGCAGAUGAAGUUAGGCAGGUUUUAGAAAGACUGCCCUCCGAAGGCAGACGUGUGGCCGCCUUUUUUGCAGAGUCCCUACAAAGCUGUGGGGGGCAGAUCCUUCCCCCAAAGAAUUAUCUGAAAUAUGUCUACCAGUACGUUAGGGACGCAGGGGGUGUUUGUGUGGCGGAUGAAGUUCAGACGGGGUUCGGAAGGGUGGGUUCACAUUGGUGGGCCUUCCAGCUUCAAGGCGAAGAUGUCAUUCCGGAUAUCGUAACGAUGGGAAAACCCAUGGGGAAUGGUCAUCCCGUCUCGGCCGUCGUAACAACGGAGGAGAUUGCCAGGAGCUUCCAUCGGAACGCUCCUGAGUAUUGCAAUACC
This is a messenger RNA of Helobdella robusta, 948 nucleotides long. RefSeq lists its product as hypothetical. Gene Ontology annotation, molecular function: transaminase activity; pyridoxal phosphate binding. The transcript is spliced from 8 exons. Gene Ontology annotation, cellular component: mitochondrion. The annotation marks the transcript as partial. Lineage: Eukaryota; Metazoa; Annelida; Clitellata; Rhynchobdellida; Glossiphoniidae. The record is from RefSeq and is a predicted model, not a curated record.